CUUUUGACAACGCCGCGGAGGCUGUAUCCCUGUAGCCACCUUUUUUUCAAACCAAUAAUUCCCUAUACAUAAACUGUCUUCUAAGUUGCAGAGACUUUUGGUUUGAUCCGAUCAGAUCCGAGAGAGAAUGGGGGGUGUUCAAACCAAGGAAAAGAGGUUUCCGAAUGACAAUAAGGUUGUGGAAGGGCUAAAGUACAAGGUGAGGGUUCUUCAGCGAGAGGUGUCUGAGAUAAUGUGCAUGAGGGAGAACGAGAGCCAGUUGUACGAGCAAGAAAUGAUGGUGUUUGCUUUCAAAGAAGCAGAAUGGAAGAAGGAGAGGACGAAGCUGAGGGAAGAGGUGAAGAAGCUGAGGAAAAGGGUGGAUGAAAGAGAAGAUCAGAAUGUGGAAGAUGAUAAUAAUAAUAAUGGUGAAACUACUGUGGGUGAUAGCUAUUUGAUGCAGCAGAUAAGAGAGGAGCAAGCCAGGAGAGAUGAAGCCAUUGAGAAGUGGAAACAGCUCUACUUUGCCAUCAAGGUUGAGCUGGAUCAUCUCAUUCUCAGAACCAAUUCAGGAGAAGGGCUAUGUUGGAAGGAAGAAGGAGGAGGAGUGGAAGAGAAGCUGAGAGCCAAGGAAGAAUGCAUUGAAGUAUUAGAAGCAAAAAUUGCAUUAUUGGAGCAACAGGAAUUGAGGAGGGAAAGGGAAGUUGAUAUAUUGAAACAAAGCCUGAAGAUUAUGUUCCACAAGAAGAAAGCACACGCUUAAAAUUAAAUUGUGUCCUAGCUACAAUUUCAUAUAUAUGAAAACAUCAAUUAGAGAACUGAAUGUUUAUAUAUAGUAUUUCAUGGCCUUUGACAGAAAGCAGCCAAUUUCUUUUGGUAUCAACAA
Molecule: messenger RNA, 865 nt
Organism: Ipomoea nil (Japanese morning glory)
Lineage: Eukaryota; Viridiplantae; Streptophyta; Magnoliopsida; Solanales; Convolvulaceae
Product: ninein
Exons: 2
Coding region: 128-742 (204 amino acids)
Source: RefSeq, a predicted model, not a curated record